Messenger RNA from Diplodia corticola, 684 nucleotides. RefSeq lists its product as uncharacterized. The record is from RefSeq and is a predicted model, not a curated record. Gene Ontology annotation, cellular component: mitochondrion. The transcript has 2 exons. The coding region runs from base 1 to 684 and encodes 227 amino acids. Lineage: Eukaryota; Fungi; Ascomycota; Dothideomycetes; Botryosphaeriales; Botryosphaeriaceae.
AUGGCGCAAAGGGAAAACGAAGGCUUCAUGAGCAAAUACGAUGACCUCUACGGUCGUCGAAAAGGCGUCAGGGGCAAGUUGUUUAGAGACCUGUUCGCGGCGGCCGUCGCGGCGACGUUGGUCGCGCCCUCGGUGACGCUCAUCGACAGGCAAGUACUUCGGCAGCACUUUGAGCUCCGCUGGACUCAGCCAUUAGGCCUCGCCGCCCUGGAGCGACCAGGAACACUCUUCCUCGCCCGCCCCUUCACCUCCGUCUGGACCCUCUACGCCGCGACGUACGCGAUGGCCAACAGUGCCGACACAGUGAUGCGGGACUUCGGCCUCGCCGCAGCCGGUACCGUCACGUUUAUCUCCACCCUCGCGGUUAACAUCCCGCUCGGCAUACGAAAGGAUCUGCGGUUCGCGCAGUGCUACGGGAGCGCUGCCGAACUCGCAGCAAAGAGCACUAUCAAGCAGGGGACCCGCCGCCCCGCAAUCCCAAAAGCGGCCAUGCCGACGUUCCUGAUUCGCGACACCCUGGCCAUCUUCGGGUCGUUUGUGGUGCCGCCGCGGGUCGCCAGCGCCAUUCCCGACGAGCUGGCGGGCCCGCACGCCAAGGCUACUCUCACGCAGAUGACGGUGCCCGUCGUGUCGCAGAUGGUAGCGACUCCGGUGCGCCUGCUCAGCCUGAGUCUGUACGACUGA